This is a messenger RNA of Vairimorpha ceranae, 3153 nucleotides long. Its product is annotated as ring zn-finger domain-containing protein. Gene Ontology annotation, cellular component: RQC complex; cytosol. The transcript has a single exon. Lineage: Eukaryota; Fungi; Microsporidia; Nosematidae. The coding region runs from base 1 to 3153 and encodes 1050 amino acids. The record is from RefSeq and is a predicted model, not a curated record. Gene Ontology annotation, molecular function: ubiquitin protein ligase activity; ribosomal large subunit binding. Gene Ontology annotation, biological process: rescue of stalled cytosolic ribosome; ribosome-associated ubiquitin-dependent protein catabolic process.
AUGAAUCCAUUUAACCCAUCAAAACAUUUUAACUCUAAGUUGUAUGACAGUAUCAGUAAGAUAAAUAAAUCAUCUGAUAAAAAAGUGGUAGAAGGAUUAAAUGAACUGAUUAACAUGGAAGACGAUGAGGAAAUAUUUGACUGUGUAAUGAUUAAAGAUGCAUUGCUUAAACAUUUUAGGUCAACAAACAUUCACGUCAGAAGAUUAUGUUCAGAUCUUUUAUUGAAAAUUAUCAAACAUAAAGAUGAUAAUUUAGAAAAUGUAUUGGCUGUCUGGUUUUUAAAAUUUGUAGAGGAUCAAACAUACAACUCUGAUGUUAUUAUUUGCAAGGAACAUUUUAAUUUUAAUAAAAUUAUUCCAAGCAUUUUAAAUAUAUUGGAUUGGGAAAAUAAUUUGACAAUUAGUUUAAAAAUAUUUAUUAUGGCACUAAAAAGAAAUAAAGAUAACAAACUUAAUGAAUAUCAUAAAUACUUUCUGACUAAGUUAGAUUAUUUGCAGUAUAAUUCUAAUGUGAUUCUCAAGUAUAUUUACAUUGUUUUAGAAUACAUAGGGCCGAUAGAAGAUGUUUAUAAAAAAAUUGAUCAAAUUAUCACACCUGUUUUAAUACAAACAAAGUCAAUAAUUUUGCUUAAAAUUUACAAAAAACUGUCGAAGUGCAUAAAUAGAGAUAUUGAAUUUUUAGAAAAUUCAAUUUUAGAAGAGGUUCUAGAAAAAUGCCAGGCAGACAAAAUUCAAUUUGACUUUGAUAAAUUAAAGCCAAAAAAUAUAGAAAGUUUUAAAAUACUUCUGAGAUUCUGUCCUUGUAAAUUGACUUUUUUUAAGCUUAAUUAUAAAAGAUUAAAUUUUGAUAAUCUCUGUGUAUAUAAUAUUGUAGACGAUUUUAAAGAUAUUGAUAACAAUUUUAGUGAAUCAAAGCAUAUUCUUGAAAAUGUCAUUCAAAGUCACAAUUUAACUAAUGAUGAAUUUAAAGAUUUAGAAGAAUACAUUAAUAAUUUUAAAAUUUUUAAAGGCAUUAAUAAGUCUAGUCAUUCUACUUUAAUAACAGUUUGUGAUUGUAAAAAGUCCUCUUUGUUUAUUUAUAAAAAUUUAGUUGAUACAAUUAUUGAUUUAAAUGAUAUUGAUAAAAUUGAGAGGGCUUAUCAACUUAAUUUAGUUUUAAACAGACAAUUUUUCAAAAAAGAAACAAUUUUAAAUUUGAAAUUGUCUCCCUAUGUAUUUGAUAAAGAAGAUUUGCAAGAUAUUGAAUUUUUACCUUUAUUAAUUAAAAAGUAUCCUGAUGAUUAUACAGAUAAAGAUUUAAAAAAAGUUCUAACAGUAGACAACUUUACAGAUUUUUUGAAAAUCAAAAAAUUUACACAAGCAGUUAAAAAGUGGCUUUUAAAACAAAAUGUUAAAAAUUUAACAAUAGAAUCAUACAGAAAUAUUGCAUUGCAAGACUAUGAUCUUUUAUUCUAUUAUUAUGGAAUGAUUGAUUUUAUAAGAUAUAUUAAUUACAAUGAAUUAUGUAACUUAUAUUUAGAUUGUAUUUAUAAUAUUGUAGAAAUGGAUAUUUUUGAUUUAAAUGAAUUUAGUAAUGAAAUUAUCAAAACUCUUGGAACAUACCAAAUUUUAAUAACUGUUGAAUAUAAUGAUUUAUAUUAUUGUGAUAUUCCUCAUUUUUACAAGGAUAUACAAUUAAUUAGACCUAAAAAUACAAAAAUAAGAUUUAUUAGAGAUUUUUAUAAACAAUAUAUGAAAUCUGAUGUUGACAAAUUGAUAUAUUUGGUCUGUAACGCCAUUUUAAAUGAAUCCAGUAGUACAGUUUAUAUAAAAGAAGUCAAACAUAUUGACUUAAAAGAGAACAAUUAUUUUUUGUAUAAAGUCUAUAAAGACUUAAAUGUUAAUUACAAAGAACCUUUUAAUAGAAAUAAUAAGCUUAUUGAUCUUUUAGAAGAAGAGAUAGACAUUGUAUAUAUUUCAAAUUCUCAUGAAAACGAUAAAAAUAAAUCUUUUAAUGAUGAUUUGUCGAUCGAUAGUUUAAAACUUUCUAAUGACCACACAUUAUUAAAUAUGAAAGAAAACAACAUUUGCGCAUCUGAUAGUAGUCAAAUGUCUAAAGUUAUUCAAUCUAUUUAUGAAGUAACACUUAAUAAUCCUAAAGUUAUCGAUCAGAAAAUAUUAAGAGGGAAAAAACUAGCUGUAAAAGACACUUCAGUUUUAUCCGAUAAAGCGCUAGUAAUGUUUAUUGAGAAUUUAAAAAACAAUUUUGAUGUUUACGCAUGUUUAGAUUAUAUUGAAAAUGAUAUUCCACUUUUAACAUCUUCUGAUCGUUUAAAAUGUUUUUUACCUUUAUUUGAUCUUAUAACAAAUCAUUUUGCUAAUACAAUUAUUAACAACUUUAGUAUUUCUCAGGUUGACGAAGUAAUUUCCGAUGAUGAAUUGUAUAAUUUUCUGAUAUCUUGUAUACCUAAAAGAAUGGAUUUAUAUAAAAUUUUAUUACCAGAUACUUUAAUGAAGAUUAGAAACUUGAAUAUACAAUUUUUUUUCGGUAAAAUAUUGGCGAAACGGCACGCAUUAGAUUUUAAUACACUUUUUGUUGAAUCAUCAAUUUCUUAUAGAAAGAAGUGGAUUUUUCUCUUUCCGAAUUUAUUUAUAAAGUAUAAUAAAUUAAAUAAAAAAAAAUCUACAAAAAAUGUACAAGUUAAUAUAUCAGAUUUAUUGAUUGCUGAAACAAAAAAAUUUAUUAAAGAUGUAGAAUGUAAAGUUAUAAAAAAAAGCAGCGGAUUACAAAUUAUUAUAAAUUAUUUAUUGGAUAAUAAUAAUUUUCAGUGUGAAAUUUUUUAUCCUACGGCAUAUCCAUUACAAAGUCCUAUAUUUCUUACUAAUGUAGAAAAAAAAAGUUUAUUGAAUCUUAAAAUAUCAGAAAUGUUAAAUCGCACUUCUAAGUUUAUGGAAGUAAUAAGUUUAUGGAAGGUAAACGUUGAUCAAAAGGUUUUAGGAGGCAAAGAAUGUUAUAUCUGCUAUUUUAUUUUACACUUACAAGACGGAUCUUUUCCAAAUUAUGUUUGUUUACACUGUGAGAAUAAAUAUCAUACAAAGUGUGUUAAAAAAUGGAUUGAAGAAUAUAGAAAAACGAACUGUCCUUUAUGUAGAAAAAUACUGCCACUUUAUUAA